Messenger RNA from Symbiodinium sp. CCMP2456, 858 nucleotides. The record is from the annotation of a GenBank genome assembly. Lineage: Eukaryota; Dinophyceae; Suessiales; Symbiodiniaceae.
AUGCUGGGCUUCCAAGUAAGAUCCCUCCAAGAGAACAUGUCGCCAAUGGCACAACUUCUUGACGAUGGAAGUGACUCCUUCUGGUCCAAUCCCACGUGGCUGAAGCCAUCGUUACCAUCUGCGAUCUCCGAGGAGGAGCUCCUGGGCGUGUGGGCCGACUCGCUUGGCAAUGCGGUAUGCGUGUCUGCUGGAACUACUUCACAGCCAAAGCUGGAGGCAGUGCUGGCAAAGCCGCCGCGAGACGACAUCCACUUGUCCAUGAGGCCCGACGAGGGAAGUGGAUGGAUCUGUGGCAAUGCCACGUUGGAUUUGGUCAGGAGCUCUUCAUCAAUGCUGCACUGGGUGGCACGGGAUGGCCGAGUGUCUGUUUGGGUGCGCUUGGAAAACGUCGACCAGGAAACCGUGGACCAGCUAUUUGCAAGCUUUGCUGCCAUCGCAAUGCUUCGCGUUUCACGAUGGCGGCGGCAGGUGGCCGGUGAACUCAGAAGGUCCUGUCCUGCGCGAAGAGGUAUUGGACACGUUGCUUCCGUUCGCGAAGUGCAAGAGCUCUCCACUGCGAAGGCAGCACCAGUCUUGGCAGUGUUUACGGCGUCCUGGUGCCAACCCUGCAGAAUGCUCGCACCUCACUUGGAGGACAUUAGCGAGAAAUUCGAAGGACGCUUUCUGAAAAUGGUGCAGGUGGAUGUCACUGACAUUCCUGAGGCUGCUCGUGAAUUCCGCGUGGAUGCUGUUCCGUAUUUCCUGGUCUUGCGCGAUGGGCAUGUCGUUGAACGACUGCUCGGGAAUGAGCCGAAGGCCGUUGCCGAAGCCGCCCAGCGCCAUGCCGCGGCCUUUGAGAAGAUGCAGGCAGAGCAGUGA